Aspergillus calidoustus is the source of this 1215-nucleotide messenger RNA. Lineage: Eukaryota; Fungi; Ascomycota; Eurotiomycetes; Eurotiales; Aspergillaceae. The record is from the annotation of a GenBank genome assembly.
AUGGCGACAUCGAUGCACCUCUCGCGGCUUCGGAAUUGGUUCCUUGCUUCGCCGCCCAUCGAAUUCGCGAUCUCCAGACUCCGGGAGCUGCUGGUUGGGGCGAUCAGACAGGGGCCAGUUCCACAGCAUAUUGCAUUCAUCAUGGAUGGGAACCGGAGGUUCGCCCGGACACACGGGAUCGAGACAGUCGAGGGGCACAACCUAGGCUUCGAGGCGCUUGCUCGGGUUCUCGAGGUAUGCUACCGGAGCGGAGUACAAGUCGUGACCAUCUACGCUUUCAGUAUCGAAAACUUCAAACGCUCGAAAUUCGAGGUGGAUGCUCUGAUGGAGAUGGCCAGGGUCAAAUUGUCACAAAUGGCUCAGCAUGGGGAGAUUCUAGACCGCUAUGGGGCAAAGGUUCGAGUACUUGGUCGAUUGGACUUGCUAAGACCCGACGUGCUUGCUGCAGUGAACCGCGCAGUCGACAUGACGAAGGAUAACGGCGAUCGCGUCCUCAAUAUCUGCUUUCCUUACACAUCGCGUGACGAAAUUACCGGGGCUAUCCGAGAUACAGUAUCGGAGUACAGCCAACCGCUUCGGUCGACUCGCUCGACCCUUCCGCUUCAGCGGACACCAUUCUCAGAGGACCAUAUCGCGCAAAACAUUCGCGCGCGGACAACGAACGGGAAGUUGGACGAUUCCAGCACCGAAUUCGAUUCCGUUUCAGAGUCAUCCACACUCGCGGAAGAUGAUGUCCAGAGAUCCAACCAGCAGAAUGAUGUCUACCAAUCCGAAACUCCUCUGUCAUCUGCCGACACGCUCCAUUUGGCUGAGAAAGCCGCAAAGAACCGCGCCUUGGAGACCACAUCCGAGGCGGACCGUCCUGUGUUCAAGUCCCCCGAGACAAUCACACGCCAAACUCUGACAGACCACUUACUUACGCGCGACUGUCCCCCUCUCGAUCUAAUGAUCCGCACGUCUGGAGUAGAACGUCUUAGUGACUUUAUGCUUUGGCAAUGCCACCAGAACACGGAGAUUGUGUUUCUGGAUGUUCUAUGGCCGGAGUUCGACCUAUGGCAUUUCUUGCCGGUGCUUCUCGGGUGGCAGCGAAGGGUAUCCAAGGCGAAGAAGAACCCAGAUGCUGAAGGAAACUUCGAUGGCGAGUUCCAGGAGUUUGGAGAGGAAAGCAAAGAAGAGCUCGUGGUCAGCUCUGGGAUUAAGGCGAAGAGCUUAUGA